UGAUGAUGGGGCUUUCAGCCUCCGCAGCAUCUUCUUUUCAUUUUGAUUGUUUCAUUUUCAGAUUUUGAUUUUGAUUUUGAAGGCAAACAUAUUUUUGCUCGACCAGAACCCUGCUAAUUAUUUGGAUUUACCCAGACUAUGAUUUUGGAGACUUACCAUUGACCAGUGAGGCGCACUACUCGCGUAUUUUAGACCCUAGUUUUACUGUUUUGUGUGUCCUCACUGAAGCUUUCUGCACCUUAGGUUUACUUUUUUUUCUAGGGCCCACAUUUUAUCAAAUGCUUCAUAUUGUUUAGAGAACGAGAAGCAUUUUCUCCUCUGUGGACUCAUGCGUCUUCUGGCUUUAGAAAGCAUGGGUGAUUGAGGUUCAACAAAAAGUGAAUCCUUUAUUUUUUAUCACUGAAGAAACAUGUUUUGAGCUUCGUCAUAUCUCAUCCUUCGUCUUGUCACCUGUGAGGACACGGGGAAGAGUUUAUCACUUAAGACCCCCCAGGAGCCCCUUCCAGCCAUUGCAUGACUGCACAACUCUGACGCAUCUGCAGAGGGACAAGACUGCGGCAAUGGAAAGUAUUUCUAAUGAAAGUGACUUUUGGCAAUUCAACGAAUCCUGGAGGAACUCAAGUCUCCUUAACGGUACGGGUGGGUCGAAUCAGACGAAUCCUCUGAAGCGGAAUGAGGAGGUAGCGAAGGUGGAGGUGACUGUGCUCGCCUUGGUGCUGUUUCUGGCGCUGGCGGGGAACCUGUGCGUCCUGCUGGCCAUCCACACCACCAAACACAGCCAGUCCCGUAUGUAUUACUUCAUGAAGCACCUGAGCAUCGCCGAUCUAGUUGUAGCCAUAUUUCAAGUUCUCCCUCAACUUAUCUGGGACAUUACAUUUCGCUUCUAUGGACCGGACAUUUUGUGCAGAUUGGUGAAAUACCUGCAGGUCGUUGGGAUGUUCGCGUCCACUUACAUGUUAGUUCUGAUGUCCGUAGACAGGUGUUUGGCAAUUUGUCAGCCCCUUCGUUCUUUGCACAGAAGAAAAGACCGUUUCUAUGUCAUAUUUUCCUGGGUCCUGAGCCUGCUCUUCAGUAUCCCGCAGAUGUUUAUCUUUUCCCUGACAGAGGUUGGCUCGGCCGGAUCAGGAGUGUAUGACUGCUGGGGCGACUUCGUGAAGCCUUGGGGAGCCAAAGCUUAUAUCACAUGGAUCAGCCUCACCAUAUAUAUCAUUCCAGUGGCAAUACUGAGCAUCUGCUAUGGUUUGAUAAGCUUCAAAAUAUGGCAAAACUUUAAACUGAAAACCAGGCGGGAGCAGUGUAUAAGCCUGACGCCCAAAACCUCCAAAGGCAACACACUGGCCCGCGUGAGCAGCGUUAAACUAAUCUCCAAGGCGAAGAUAACCACUGUGAAAAUGACUUUUGUCAUCGUCCUGGCUUAUAUCGUCUGCUGGACCCCCUUUUUCUCUGUUCAGAUGUGGUCUGCGUGGGAUCCAGCAGCGCCUCGUGAGGCCAUGCCCUUCAUCAUCUCCAUGCUGCUGGCCAGCCUCAACAGCUGCUGUAACCCCUGGAUCUACAUGUGCUUCGCAGGGCAUUUGUUCCAGGAUCUUAGGCAGAAUUUUCUGUGCUGCUCCGCUCGCUACCUCAAGUCCUCCCAGUGCCGCUGUGAGCGUGACUUUGACUCCAGUCAUAAGAGCAACUCCUCAACCUUUGUUAUUAAGAGCACUAGCAGUCAGAGGAGCAUCACACAGACUUCCACCACAUAAUCACUCACCAUCAUAAUCCCCCCCACAUGCCGUCAUCCAUAAAAUAUCCAGCAGUUCGGCUCCCUCAGAUACCUCUUGACCCGAGGCUUGCUGUUCAAGCCCAGACGAGGAAUAACAACAAAAGUUUUAAUUCUUUUAUUUACAGUAAAUUACAGUAUAAAAUGUAAAUGGAAUUGUGAAAUAGAAAAAUGUUGAACAGAUUAUAAUUAAGGGGCGAUAUUUUGUUAAUGAAAGCUUAAAAGAUAAUAAUUGACCAAGCUGAGCAAUCCACUGAAUCUUUUUGUCUGUUUGUUUGUACAUGUUUCUUGUUUUAGCUGUACAGUAUGUAUUUACAUGGGCAGAGGAAGUUAAAAAAAACAACAUGAUAAGCCCUGUCAUUCUUGGCCAACUACAUUUUUGAUUCAGUUGUUGUCUCCAGCAAAGCUUGCAGAUCCUGUCCCAUGUCUUUGUUAUGAGGAAAUUGCUCACCUGUAGUAAAUAUUGUGUACCAUGUUGGUCACUUUGUUACAUUUGCGAUGGAUUGUGUACAUGUAAACUGUCACUUGAGCUUUUGUUUGAUGUGAGGUGUCACGGCUGUCACUGGUAAAGAUUUUUAAAAAGUUUUAAAAACAAAUAAAGAGUGAAAGCAGCAAAACUGCUCUGACAAUGUUGUUAUCUACACCUAGCUGAUACUCAUCAGAACUCUGUUCACCUCCUGAACGGGCUGAAUAAAUUCUUGGCAAGGUUGCUGGAAGUGCUCCAGAGGGAUGUUUGUCCACACUGGAUCAAUAACGUCACUGAGUUCCUUCAAAGUUCUGGCAGCACAUUGAAACUUUGAACAUCCUGUUCAGCCUCAGCCCCAAAGUGCAUUACUGGCUUGAGACCUGGAGACUGUGCAGGUCACUGAAGUGAACUAAAGUGACUCAUGUCUCUGGAGGUACGUUGACGCUACAACUGCUGCAUGACAUGGCGCAUUAUCCUGCAGGACGUGACAAUAAAUGUAAACUGGCCCAUGAAUUCGCUCUAGAAGAACUUCAUUGGAGGUCUAAUUGAGUCUGAAGCUGUUGUUCAGCCAGUUGCUUUUAUGUUCAUUGUAGAUGUUUCAAGAAUAUCAGCUGUCUAGGGAUGUGUUUGGUUUGUUAUUUUAAUUACAGCACAUCAAUAAUCAUCGCCAAUAAUGAUGAGUGGCCUGAAUAAAAGCAAACGCUGUACAAUAAAAACAACACAACACAAUAUGCUGUGAUAAAACUGUUUGUGAGGUCCAUAAUGUUCAGUUUUAGUUGAGACGCUGUGAGAUGGGUGUUGAUUCAGCUUUGCACUUUGUUUUUCUGCUCUAUUGUUCAGCUCAUCCUCAUAUUCUGUCUCUGUGCCACCUUACACUGUAAUAAUGCAUAAUACAACAAAGUACAACUACACCACAAACUAGAGCCUCAGACACUUUUAUAGGAGGAUUAUUAUAUAUGUGACACAGGAGAGAUGUUGCAGGAAUAUUCAACUCUGUUAUAUUGCAUGGGUUUUGCUUUAAUUUUGUUAUAAUGUUGAAUUCAGGAUUAAUUAAUGUUCCAAAACGGUUCUUUUUAAGCAGUGAAUUACUUCAGUGACUGUACUGCCACAGCAGUACAGUCACUUUAUUUUUUCUGUCCAAUUAGGGGGUUAUGUUUACUUUCGUUAUAACCUUAACACUGUGACGUUUCAUAAGACAAUCUUAUUCCAGUGGAAAAUUUUAUGUCAGGAGAAAUUCUGUAAUGUACAUCUUUUAAAGGCCAUGAAUUUAAUGAUCAAAGAUUAUGAGUAAGAUGCCAAUAACUGUGGAGGGCAAUGAUGUGUACAGUAUUGCACAGUAUGUCUGUAAUUGCACAAGUUUAAUUAAUCCUUUGCAGAAGGUAAAAAAAGAAAAUAAACAAAUAAAAUUGUGAGAUGUGUAUUUGUGGGGAAUUUGCUGUAUUUUGGUGACACCAAAUACAUUCAUUCUUUACAUUCACUGUCGCUGUAUUGUAGUUUCUAAGCUCAGUUUAUUCAAAAAUACCAUACCACCAUUAGUUCACUGAUGUUGAAUCUGACAACUUUCUUUUGAGGAUAAAACAUUUGAUUCAUCAUCCUUGUGCAUAUAUGGUGCAGGUGCUAUUAGGAAAAUACACAUGUACUUUAUGUCUUAUUAAUUUUGAUAUAAUGUGAAAUCUAUGGAGACAAUUUGAAUUCAGAUUAAAUGAUCAUCUGGUUAUUAUUGCACACAUUCUGCCGAAAUGAAAGUGAUUAAAGCGCUUAAUGAUAUCUUUUAAUGAAUUUUGACCACGUAGUCUGGCAAAUCAAUCACUCUUACUCACUAAUUACACUGUUUAAUACAGUUCAUUAAUCAGAAUAAUGCUUUAAGCCAGUGUGUUAUUUCUGCUCAUAUAAACUCUAACUGUACAUUUUCUAGCACUCUUAUGGAAUAAUAGAAUGAACCAAAAGAAACAAACUGAGGUUAUAAACAAAAAAGUGUGUGGUGAAACUGAAACUGAACCAUCAAUAAUGGAUCUCAUACACAACAAAGAAGAACAUGAAAGAUAUACAACAGCAACCUCUAGUGGGUCACAGUUCCCAGGUCAGUGCCUCCAGGUUGAUUGAAGUAAGCUGUGCCUCUCAGAAAGAGUUUGAAAUAAUACACAUGCUAUACUUUCAAUCAAACAGCGGUGCAACAGUUUCGUUAAUUGUAAAGUGUCUUUAAAUUAGUUUCAGCCCAUGUAUAAUUUUCCUUUCUACACUGCAGGUACACAAUAGCAGCAAAGUUAUUGUAGGAGCAAAAUUUUUCAUGUCAGGAUGUGCAAACAUUAUGUCGCCCCAUAAGAUAUUUAAUUUGUUAACCUAAUUGUGCUCGCGUUUAACAAACAGAAUAUAGAGUCUUGCCUGAGACCACGCCCUUUUUCCCAUGUUUCCCCCCUACCACUCUUUAUCUUGGAGGUUUUCGGAGCUCCAGGUAGAGCGGUACACUUUUCUUUCACAUCAAAUUAACACUGUGGAACAUUAAAAUUGGUCUCACAGAGAGGUCUCUACUUGACGCCAUCAGCAGUUAGAUCCAUACUUGUUCACAUUUACUUGACUGAAAUAUGCAAACACGUAGAUUUAAUAUUCCACUCGUCACACUUU
Seriola dumerili (greater amberjack) is the source of this 4847-nucleotide messenger RNA. RefSeq names its product isotocin receptor-like (gene oxtra). The record is from RefSeq and is a predicted model, not a curated record. Gene Ontology annotation, cellular component: membrane. The coding region runs from base 561 to 1742 and encodes 393 amino acids. NCBI's taxonomy places the organism in Eukaryota, Metazoa, Chordata, Actinopteri, Carangiformes, Carangidae. Gene Ontology annotation, biological process: G protein-coupled receptor signaling pathway; maternal process involved in parturition; female pregnancy. Gene Ontology annotation, molecular function: peptide binding; vasopressin receptor activity; oxytocin receptor activity. The transcript has 2 exons.